Diaporthe citri is the source of this 1320-nucleotide messenger RNA. RefSeq lists its product as uncharacterized. The record is from RefSeq and is a predicted model, not a curated record. Gene Ontology annotation, cellular component: spindle microtubule; chromosome passenger complex; spindle pole centrosome. The transcript is spliced from 3 exons. The coding region runs from base 1 to 1320 and encodes 439 amino acids. Gene Ontology annotation, biological process: mitotic spindle organization; regulation of cytokinesis; protein phosphorylation. Lineage: Eukaryota; Fungi; Ascomycota; Sordariomycetes; Diaporthales; Diaporthaceae. Gene Ontology annotation, molecular function: protein kinase activity; ATP binding.
AUGGCAGCCACCCGAGCGCUGGAGACUGGCCUCCAGCGUAUGUCCAUUACAGAUGAGAAUGAUCCUGGUGAGGCUGGUCGCAUAUACCAAAAGUCCAAGACUGUCGCCUCUUCUUCCGCACAGCUCUCCCAGUCCAUCAGCCGACCAGGCCUGUUCAAGGUCGCUCUUCAGUCUCAAAACACCAACACGGUCACAACCGUGACUCUGCCUUCCCAAGCCGCACAACGGAAAGGCCAAGCAGCUGCCUCUUCUUCUGCCGCCUCGACAUUACCCCCAUCACCCACCAAGAAAAAUGCCCAGUCCACUACCGUCACUCUGCCUUCUCAGACAGUACAGCGGAAAGCCCAGGUGGCCAGCAGCAACCCCCCCUCGCCCACAAAGAAGGACAAGUCCAGCAACGCCAGCACGACUGUCUCUCGCAGAUCAGAGGAGGCCGAGUCCGAGCAGCAGUCGCAACAGCUGACCCUGCUGGACGAGCCCCGGAUCUUCCACCUCGGCAUGUUCGAGAUCGGCAAGCCGCUGGGCAAGGGCAAGUUCGGGCGGGUGUACCUGGUCAAGGAGCGCAGCAGCGGCUUCAUCUGCGCGCUCAAGGUCAUGUACAAGUCGGAGCUGCAGCAGGGGUCGGGCGUCGAGAAGCAGGUGCGCCGCGAGAUCGAGAUCCAGAGCAACCUGCGGCACCCCAACAUCCUGCGGCUGUACGGGCACUUCCACGACCCCAAGCGCAUCUUCCUCAUCCUCGAGUACGCCAGCCAGGGCGAGCUGUACAAGCUGCUGCGCAAGGCCAACCGCUUCCCCGAGUGGAAGGCCGCCCAGUACGUCGCCCAGAUGGCCUCGGCGCUGCGGUACCUGCACCGCAAGCAUGUCAUCCACAGGGACAUCAAGCCUGAGAAUAUCCUUGUUGGCAUCCACGAUGAGAUCAAGAUCUCGGAUUUCGGCUGGAGCGUCCACGCCCCCACCCACAGGCGGGCUACCCUCUGCGGUACGCUGGAUUAUCUCCCGCCAGAGAUGAUCAAGUCUGGUAGCAAGGACAACUGGUACGACGAGAAGGUUGACCUGUGGAGUCUGGGUGUUCUGACGUACGAGUUCCUGGUCGGCGAGGCCCCAUUUGAGGAUACCCCUGUGAUGACCCAGCGACGUAUUGCCCGAGCGGACAUGACAAUCCCGUCCUUUGUGAGCCCUGAGGCUAGGGACCUUAUCAAAAAGUUGCUGGUACUGGACCCGGAGAAGAGACUGCCCCUCGAGGACGUCCACACCCACCCUUGGAUCCUGAAGCACUGCGUCAAGGGAGAACGGGCCACCGACCGGGAGAAGAGUAAAUGA